CUGGCCGGCGGCGAGACUGCAGUUCCCAGCAUGCAUUGCAGCCGGGCCGGGAACCCGGACUUCGAGUGAUGGGGGCCCCGUGGUGCCUUAAGCCGCCAAGUGGGUCGUAAAGGUUCAGGUGGAGCCCUGGGCCUGGGAAUCGGACGACGGCUGAGAAAAGAAGAUGGAAGCUUGGCGUUGUAUGAGGAGGGGCUACGGCCGCUGUGUGGUGGGGAGAGGCCGAUACCCCAUGUUUUCCCAUCACCCGAAGAGUCUGGGCAGAGACUGGACUACACCGUGGGAGAAUCUGCAAAGAUGUUGCUGGAACAGACAUAUUUCUAGUUGUAUGAGGUGGCCUGGACAUUAUUCUCGUGCUCCUUACCCAUACUUCAGUAGUAGGCAUUUUUCACUAAAUUGGAGACCACCUUGUUUAUUUGAGUCUAGAACUCAGUUUCAGUACAGUAACUGGAGACCUGACAACCUGAGCCAGACCUCUUUGAUUCAUCUCUCUAGUUACAUCAUGAACUCUGAGGGAGAUGAGCCUUCAUCAAAACGAAGAAAACACCAAGGCAUGAUCAAAAGGAAUUGGGAAUAUAUAUGUAACUAUAAAAAAGAAAAAACGAAGAUCCUAGGAGAUGAAAAUGUUGACCCCCAAUGUGAAGACAGUGAGAACAAGUUUGACUUUUCAGUGAUGUCCUAUAAUAUACUUUCACAAGAUUUAUUGGAAGAUAAUUCACACCUUUAUAGACACUGCCGACGGCCAGUAUUACACUGGAGUUUUAGGUUUCCCAAUAUUCUGAAAGAAAUUAAACACUUUGAUGCAGAUGUACUUUGUUUGCAAGAAGUUCAAGAAGAUCAUUAUGGAACAGAAAUCAGGCCAAGUUUGGAAUCACUGGGUUAUCACUGUGAAUAUAAGAUGCGGACAGGAAGGAAACCUGAUGGCUGUGCCAUUUGCUUCAAGCAUUCCAAAUUUUCGCUCUUAUCAGUGAAUCCAGUGGAAUUCUUCCGCCCUGAUAUUCCUCUCUUGGACAGAGACAAUAUUGGAUUAGUUUUACUCUUGCAGCCCAAAAUUCCAUGUGCUACCUCUCCUGCGAUCUGUGUAGCUAAUACACAUCUAUUGUAUAAUCCAAGGAGAGGAGAUAUUAAGCUGACUCAAUUGGCAAUGCUGCUGGCAGAGAUUUCCAGUGUUGCACAUCAGAAAGAUGGCAGCUUCUGUCCUAUUGUUAUGUGUGGUGACUUUAAUUCUGUACCUGGUUCUCCGCUCUAUAGUUUCAUAAAGGAAGGAAAAUUGAAUUAUGAAGGACUUGCCAUAGGAAAGGUAUCUGGCCAGGAACAGUCUUCACGGGGACAAAGAAUUUUAUCUAUUCCAAUUUGGCCCCCAAACCUAGGUAUCUCACAGAACUGUGUGUAUGAGGUACAGCAGGUACCAAAAGUAGAAAAGACAGAUAAAGAUCCUACACAAACACAGCUGGAGAAAACAGAGGUCCUCGAAACAGCUGAAAAAUUAUCUUCAAACCUACAACACCAUUUCAGCUUGUCAUCCGUUUAUUCACAUUUCUUUCCUGACACUGGAAUUCCAGAAGUUACCACCUGUCAUUCUCGAAGUGCCAUAACUGUGGAUUAUAUUUUCUACUCUGCAGAAAAAGAAGAUGUUGCUAGGCACCCAGGAGCUGAAGUUGCUUUGGGUGGUGGCUUGAAACUUCUAGCUAGACUGUCACUUCUUACAGAACAAGACUUAUGGACUGUUAAUGGACUUCCAAAUGAAAAUAACUCUUCAGAUCAUCUGCCUUUAUUGGCAAAAUUCAGACUUGAGCUCUGACUCUUCUUUGAUUAUAUACAUAAUUUUAUUUCUGGUUAUAUUCUUUUUCAAAGACUAUAAAGUUAUUCUUCGGCUUUUGCAUGUUUAUUUUUGUGCUGUGGAGUUUCUGAAGAGAUCAAGUGCUUGAAACAGAUAUUGGAAGAAACAAGUUUACAACAAUUUUCUUUUUUAAUGAUAAAAAAUAUUUUCCUGACAAUUGAGAUGUAAAUACUCUUUAUUAUAAAAGAUGUGUAAAUUUUUAUCCUAAAUCUUAGUAAAGUUGACAAUGUUUUUAAAAUAUAGUGCAUAUUCUUGAGUCUGUUUAGUGAAGAAUUUCAUUUCAUGUUUUUGGAAAGCUUUAAGUGGAUCCAGAAUAUCUGAGUUCUUGCAAACCACAAUUUGUUUCUGUCUAUAGGCGUGAUUUCUUUGGGAAAACUCUAUGUGUUUUGAGUCCCAAUUGGUUGUCUCAGAAAUCAUCAGAUCAUUCACAGGUAUCCAGCUUACCAUUUUAGUUUUUGAAGGUAAUAAUGCUUUAAAAUUGUACAAAAUGCUUAAUCCUUCUUAUUAUUGUCCUGAGCCAUGUGAUAUGCCUGUAGUUUGGAGAAAAGGUUUGGGAAAUGGAGGUCACCAUUAGAGGAUGAGGUCUUAUAAGUCUACUCUUUUCACCCCAUAACAGAUAUAGGUGGACCUAAAAGUAGUAGACUUGAGUUAUGCCUUUGUUUACCUAGGAUUUUCUUUGUGUUUUUCUGUUUUCUGUAAGAAAAGAUCUGUGGGGCCAGGUGCUGUGGCACAUGCCUGUGAC
Molecule: messenger RNA, 2579 nt
Organism: Urocitellus parryii (Arctic ground squirrel)
Lineage: Eukaryota; Metazoa; Chordata; Mammalia; Rodentia; Sciuridae
Gene: Angel2
Product: angel homolog 2
Biological process (GO): 3'-UTR-mediated mRNA stabilization
Molecular function (GO): 3'-5'-RNA exonuclease activity; mRNA 3'-UTR binding
Source: RefSeq, a predicted model, not a curated record